Penicillium malachiteum is the source of this 258-nucleotide messenger RNA. RefSeq lists its product as uncharacterized. Lineage: Eukaryota; Fungi; Ascomycota; Eurotiomycetes; Eurotiales; Aspergillaceae. Bases 1 to 258 code for a protein of 85 amino acids. The record is from RefSeq and is a predicted model, not a curated record. The transcript has a single exon.
AUGGAAAAGCGAUCCAUCGACUUUUCUCCCACUCGCGCUUCAAAGCGUCCGAACCCCUCAAACCCCAUCAGAGGCAAACCUUUCCGAAUCAGCGAUCUAAAAGAGGGUGAGACAUUCUACCAGGCAUGCAUUCUGGUCUCUGGGGAUUGUGGUUAUUCCUGGGAUAAAGCCGAUAAAAACACCUACAUAUCAGUUGCAGUAACUGAUUCUCUUCUCUGCAUCGAACCCAGCCAAGCACACAUUGGCCACAUCAUAUAG